GCCGCUCCAGCAAACGGACGCACCGAAACAACGAGCGAUAGAAACAAAACUGUGGAAAACCCGAAAUCGAGCCCAUGACUUAUAUAUAGAGCCAGUCGAUUUGUUUACGUGUCGUGACGCGAGUGCCAGCCAGCCUCUGUGUGUGCGUGUGCCAGACCCAAACAAAAGUUUUAGAAAAUCAAACAGAAAAUCACAAUGAUUAGCACCACGGAUUACCCAGCGGUGGAGACCAGCACCGCCUCCGGCGAGGAGCUGUACGCGGAAUACAUUGCCGCACCGGCCAGCAGCAUGAGUCCGGCUGCCAUUGCCGAGCACCUGCAGCAGAACCAGAUCACCUUCGAGAUACCCAGUGCCCACGAUCUGCGACACAUCGACGCCCUCAACUCGUUCAAUGCCCUGCUCCAGCGGAUUGGCAAUGCGGCGGUGACCUAUGACCCCGCUCCGCCCAGCGGUUGGUCCCCAGACGGCAGCAUCAGCACCGAACAGCUCUCCAAGUCGGUGGUGCUGGACCUCGCCGACCUGCGGGAUCGGUCCGAGGAGGCCGGGGACUCCUCAUCAUCGUGGUUUAGCCAGAUCUUCGGCGAUGCGGACAUGCAUGUGAUCAUCAACUAUCUGUGGAUCGGAGUGGUCAGCUCGCUGGUCGUCCUGUCUCUGGUUUUCAUCCUGUUCAGCUGCUACUUCUACAGGAAGUUCCGCACUUGGAAAAAAUGCAAUAAGGACAUACGUGCCCAGAUCCAUGCGGCCAGCGACUCGUACUCCUCGCACCUGGUGGGCUGCGAUGCCAGCCGACUGCUGCUGCACCAGCAGUUGCAGGGCCAGCAUCCGCAUCAUCGGAACAACGAGGCGGGAUUUUACCAAAUCGAAUCGCCGCCCUGCUACACAAUUGCCACCGGACUGCCCAGCUACGAUGAGGCACUGCAUCACCAGCCCCGGCACUUUGCCUACGGCAUGAAGUUCGUCUAUCCCUCGCUGGCGGCCGUGCAUCAUCAUCAUCAUCACCAGGCCGCCUGCAUUUCCAACUGGGAGAAGGAUGAGCGGCAGGAGCAGUCACUGAAUAAGCUGCAAAAGUGCAAGCUGUCAACGGCAGUGCAGGAGGAUAAAGCCGACUCCUCCUCGUCCUCGUCCUCGUCCUCGUUCUCAUCCUCCAACUCAUUGCAAGCCACAGCAACGCCUGCCAUUUGCAUUAACAUGCCGAAUGGGCGACAACAGGAGAAGGAGCAGGAUGAGGAGGAUGAUUCCGCUGUGGCAGUGGCACAAAGUUUGCAGCCGGCGGCGGCUGCCGACGAUGAUUGCGCCUCAUUGGUCGUCGUUGUUGCCGCGUGAUUGCCCAGCCAGGGGUCAGGGGUCAGGGGUUAAGGGGCUUGGGCGGGAGUAGCAGCCCAAUUGCUUAGUCACUUGUAAAUAGUUGCAUCGUCUGCUAAUGUUGUUUGCCCCCUGUAAUAACAUAUAUCUCUCAAAUGCCCUCCCCCCCCUUAAGCAAAUUUAGUUUCGUUUUUAGUUAUCUGUUAUAUUAUUGUAUUAUGCAAGACUGAGUAUUAUUUAUUGUACUAUGUAUAAAACCGAAUUGUCUAUCGAUUAAGUCCUAAUAUCUAAGCGAGAGUGGAAAAGAAAAUAUAUAAAACACAAAUGAACACAUUGCAAACUAAA
Messenger RNA from Drosophila gunungcola (fruit fly), 1647 nucleotides. It is a transcript of the gene comm, whose product is annotated as protein commissureless 1. Gene Ontology annotation, biological process: axon guidance. Lineage: Eukaryota; Metazoa; Arthropoda; Insecta; Diptera; Drosophilidae. The record is from RefSeq and is a predicted model, not a curated record.